Lentinula edodes (shiitake mushroom) is the source of this 2379-nucleotide messenger RNA. RefSeq lists its product as uncharacterized. NCBI's taxonomy places the organism in Eukaryota, Fungi, Basidiomycota, Agaricomycetes, Agaricales, Omphalotaceae. The record is from RefSeq and is a predicted model, not a curated record. The transcript is spliced from 10 exons. Bases 1 to 2379 code for a protein of 792 amino acids.
AUGUUUGCCUCCAUUUUUGCUCCUGAAACUUUGGCAGGGUAUUGGAUGGUUCAAAACUCGGAUGCAGAGUUUCCUGGAGAUGAGACAGACGAUGAAGAUGAUCUUCCGUACCUGGACCUGUCAGAGGUUCAUAAACCCAAACUCGAAACCAACAACUCAACCACAUGGAAUUCCCCGGAGCGCUCUCAUCAGUUUUCGCAGGGCCCCCAAAGUCAUCUUUUCUUGAAAGAUAUCAAAUUCCGGAAAAAACCUUCUAGCUCCACCACACCAAAUGCUGUAGCUCAAUAUCCUGACUCGGGAAGUUCUUACGAAUCCCUCUCCACGUCGUCUGCGUCUCACCCGUCAGUUUUGGUGCCAACCUCUUUCUCCGAACCAAUCUCGACCCAGUCAUGGUCCUCCUUCUCGUUAUCGGCUCAGUCCUUGCGAAAAAGCUGUUCUCAACCAGAACCUCGUAAUUUUGUCGAGUGUCAUUCACUCCCAGUAAAGGCUCAGCAAUCCUCAAUUCAAGCUGAUGCAAGAUUGCUGAAUCCCCCUGGUUUAUCGGAGAAGGCGCUCGGGAAACGAAAGGCUUUCGACGAUGGAGACCUCACGUUAAACGAGGUCGUCCUGCGAAACCUCGUCCUUCCACUGUGCUCGCCAAUUCCAGUACGAGUCGGUAUCAUGGACAUGUUUCACAUACUCAUCACGACGCGUACCAUGCUCAAAUUCUAUAGUGUUGGGCAACAUGAAUUGUUUUCGCGUACGUCGGCUGUUUCAGUCUCAGGUCUUAGUACGAGAUUCGGAGGUCCUCAGGUUUCUAAUAACCUUGUCAAGAUCCCAAGUUCACAAGGGAAUCAAAACGGACAUAUUCACCAGUUUUACUCUCCUCACGCUUACGUCCAGACCUCUACGCAAACUAAUGCGCACAUACCUGGAUUGACUUCCCCUCCACCUAUUGCGGUCGUCGGUAAUCCUUUUCUUGGAGAUGGCGCAGAAUCGGGAGUAGAAGCAGAGGCCACCAUCGGUCAGAGAGGUCAUGACCAACCAGACACGCAUUGUGAUGACCUGAAAUGGGCUGCUGAGAAAUUUUUGGUGUUAUCGCAGAACGAUCCUCAGCAGGCGAAAGACGUCAUUGAAAUGUUGCAGCUGCAGCGUCCUGGUCAGGCCAUUGCUACGGGGAUUGGUCACGAAAUAACCAACCGCAAUUCCAGCGUCCAUGGCGAUCAUAGAGGAGUUGACGUUGGGGAGUGGUUAAUUCCUAGCCUUGGUACGGGAAGGAUCCCAGAGGCCGGUGAUCAAGUGAAUUCUGGAAUUGAGCCUGGCCUUUAUUCUGGGCUUAGCCGUAGUUCCAGAGCAGGGAUUGAAAUUUCUACUCCCGACCACCCUGCGAUUCAAUUUGGUCAACAAAAGCAUACGUCCAUGCCCCCAGACGCAGGUAGCAACGCCACCAUCCAUCAAUCCCUCUAUCUUGUUCUCCGUGGAGGACAAGCAUUGAUCCACUUCCUCAUCGAGUCCUCUGCGACUUCACCCGUACCACAACCCCCUCCGCCUGUUCUCCAGAGUAACGCGUCAAGUCUCGUCGUAUCCGCUCUUUCCGCCACUCCGGCUACCCUGGCAUCUCCAUCUACAGUCUCAUCGUCCCUACAAGAAUUGAAGGCAACGCUGAAUAAUGGAGUCGAUGUUAUCGUUAUCUCUAUCGAGAGUGGGUCUGGAUUGCAGAAGGGCGGCGAACGCAGUCCGACGUCGAGAUUAACAAUACCUUCCCCCAAAUUACGCCUGUCUGAUUCGGCCACACUCGAGGUGCCGAGACCGGCUAAUCCUACUCAAAAAGCAAAAGGGAGAGAGAAGGAGAAGGAGAAGACAAGGCAAGUUCCUGCAAACAGACGUAAUUGGCCACUGGGUUCAUCUGACUGUAACCUCAAAUACUAUAUAAAAUGCGUCACUGUUCGAUCGCUUUUGACAUCAAUCAAAAAGACUUUUCGUGUUUUUGAUGUACAAACAAUUGCCGCUGCGAUGCGUGCUGUCGCAAGCAAGCGCGGUGAGAUCUACGUUCCUCUUAAAAAGAAAGUUGAACUUGCUUCAGACAAUGAACCUCCUGAACUAAUGACCGCCACUCAAAGAAGGCAGAGAAGGAAGAACGCGAACCGGAAGGAGAUGGAUCUGGAAUUGGAGACAAAGGAGAUUGAAGACAGAGCUCCUUCUGAGUCAGCUGGUCCCUCGGGAGAGAAUACGAUCGCGUGGAGAAGGGAAAGCAAAGACAGAACCAGAGACCACCACAUUUACGGAAAUGAACACGGACUAUGGGAAGGAGAUCGGGGAGGAGGUUGCGUCAACAAGAAGCAAUUGGCCAGAAGGUCCGCUGGAAUAUUAUUGCCAUCAAUGUCGAAACAACUCGUUUAG